AUGGCGGGCAGGAAGCAGUCGCCGUUCGUUGGGAAGACGGUCCCGCUUGUCGACGCCGACGGCGGGCCGAUUCUCUACAAGCGCUACAGAGAUGUGUCCGAGAUAACGACGGCAAGUUGUCAGGGAAAGACUGCUGGUGUCACAUCCGAAGAAGUUGGCAAAGGUAAGCGAGCUUCCAAGGCUGUGGACCUACACAUUUGUGCCACCCAGUGGUGGCUUGCUUUGCUGUGGAUGCCACUGGAUGCCCUGACAUUGAGACCUGGUUGUGUCAAGACCUUGCAGCCCAGUGCUUAUCCUAUGUGCUGUUUUGAAGGAGCACAAAAUGAAGAAAGGAAGAGUCAUCCUACAGGACAAAAACGGAAAAAGAGGGGUGAGAACAAUAGCCCUGGUGAUGCUGUUCAUGACGAAUCUAAGAGGACCCAAAUCUGCCGUUUGGCUGGUGAAUCGGUUUCUCAUGAGACUGUAGGCAAAUUGUUUGUCAAGGAAAUGCCACAAUGUGGGAAAUCCUUCUUAGGAACAGGGGAGCCUGAUAAGAGUGGGGUUGAGGGACAUCAACCCUUAGCUGGGCAAGCUGUCAAAAAGGCAAAGAAGAAAAGAAGGGAUAACAACAAAGUGCUGAACCCGGUGCUAGUGGCCAGUGGCGAUAGCGAGGACAACCAUCUUGCAGUAAAUAAUGUAAAGGACAGGAAGAGCAAGAAAAGGAAAAGGGACAGCAGUGGUUGCAACUCAUUGCAGAAUGGAGUUGUCGUGGAGCCCGCCCCAGGGGUGGUUUCUGAUGACUUACUUGAUAAUAAACCCCUGGCGAUGACCCAUGGGGAGGAUGAUGCACUGCUGAUUGAGCAGUCAAGCAAGAAGAUUGAAAAGAGAGCCAAGUCGAAGCUUCCCAAAAAGCGCAAGGAGGCAGAAGAGGAGAGAUGGCAUUCUGACCCUGAGGCAGCAACACCUACGAAACAUCAACAUCAUCAUCAGAAGAAGAAGAAGAAGAAGAGUAAAGAUCCCGGGAAACAGAAUGUUGAGCUUUCCAGCUGUUGCGAUGACAAGGGCAGUGGCCCCCACAAUGACUCUGAGUGCUCUUCAAAGGACACACUUCAAGGCUCCUUGCAGGGUGUUGCAGAUGGAUGUGGGGGCUCUGGAAGUGCAUCAGCAGGGGCAAAUGGCCUAGGUUCCCAGGCGACACAGCCACCAAAGGGUGGUAACGCUGAAGAGGCGGCAAGGAUGCGCAACAUUCUGGGAUUUACACAUGCCAAAAACCAGCCUACGGCAGACUCUGUUUUUCAAUUUCAGUUUGACAGCACCAGGCCGCCGGUCAGAGAAACAGCAGAUGAUCAUGGAGAAGGGAAGAGCGCAAAGGGUGUCGAUGACACGAAUGAAAGUUGUAACAAGGCGAGCGGAGAUUUUCCCUUCAGCAUAUAUGCUGGCGGGAUGCCUUACUUUUGGAGUGAGGAGGACAUCCGGCAGUUCUGGAGUGAGUGUGGGCAUGUAAUCUCUGUCCGCUGCCUGACUUUCGGCGACUCUGGAAAGUUCAGAGGCAUUGCCUGUGUGUCGUUCGACACUCAGGAGGGGCUGCAGGCUGCCCUAGCAUGCGAUGGAGACCCUUGUCAGUGUGAGGGCGACCAAGGCAGGGGCGUUCACAGCUUCAAGGUUGCUGUCAAGAAGUGGACGGGAGCAUUGCCAACACCACAUUCACAGCGGCCAUCCAACACAGCUGGGAGGCAUGGAGGUGCAAGUGUUGGCAAGACCCCUGGGUACAAUGUUGCAUUCGUUUGCAACAUUCCGUACAGUGUAAUCGAGGAGCAGCUCCUUGAACUGUUCUCAGAACACGAUGUGGACAAGGUCAGGCUGCACACGAACCAGUACACGGGCGUGUCCUGCGGCUUUGCCCACGUCCACUUCAAGAGUGGGGCGGGCCUGGACAGUGCGAUGGCUCUGCAUGGCACAGAGCUGAACGGGAGGAGUUUGGUGGUGGGAUAUGCAAAGCCGCCACCCGGAUUUUCGCAGAGCACCGCUGCAAGGGAAGCGAGUGGUCAAUCAGAGGGUCCCAGGAGCAACGGCAUUGGUAGCGCUGGAGGAGAACGAUCCUGCGGCAAGAAGAUCCCUGGCUACUAUGUGGCCUUUGUGUCUAACAUUCCCUAUGAGACGAACAACAUGGAUCUGAGGAGGCACUUCAAGGGAUGCCCCAUUGAGAAGAUCAUCUUGCUGACAAACAAGCAGACCGGCGAGUUCGUUGGCAGCGCCUUUGUUCAGUUCGCCGAUGAAGCGUCCCUGGAUCGGGCGGUGGGGAUGGAUGGGCGAAAGAUGAAGGAGCCAGCGGUGCGGCAGCUGAGAGUGAGGUAUGCACAGAAGAGGCUGAAGGAGUUGAUGCCCAGUGAAGAUCAGAAGGUUGCCGGAGGCGGCCAGGGAAGGACGGGGCGGCUGUCAGACGGGGGCGGCAAUGGGGAUGAGGGGCAGGGAAUGGGGAGAACUGAUGGACGAAAGCGUGAGAAGGGAGACAAGGCCAGCUCGAAGGCCGGCAAGGUCAAACAAUGGACUGAAGAGGAUGACCCGUUGCUGGCGUUGCUGUGA
Molecule: messenger RNA, 2562 nt
Organism: Ostreobium quekettii
Lineage: Eukaryota; Viridiplantae; Chlorophyta; Ulvophyceae; Bryopsidales; Ostreobiaceae
Source: the annotation of a GenBank genome assembly